Molecule: messenger RNA, 395 nt
Organism: Rubroshorea leprosula
Lineage: Eukaryota; Viridiplantae; Streptophyta; Magnoliopsida; Malvales; Dipterocarpaceae
Source: the annotation of a GenBank genome assembly
AGGAAAACGUUUACAAGAAUGCAUGUAGCAAUUAAUUUGUUUUGUUUUGAUUCAUGUCUUGAAGCAGUUGCGAACAAGAUUAUAUGCUUCACUUUCUAAAAUGCAAGAAGCAGUUAGAGAGAGAAUGUGAACGAGAAAAAAAUACGUAUAUCAAAAGAAAAGUGCCUCUGUUCUUUGCCUUGGAAAGCUAUGGCAGAAAUCCGGAAAGGCUCAUAAAGUGUCUUCAAGUGGACGCUGUAAUAUGUUUCAUUGUCUGAACCCGUACCUGUUUCGUUCUCAUUUGUUCUCCAUUUUCUUGUUGUAUUACUUGUUUUCUCUUUCCUCUUGCUGUUAUUGUGAUUGUUUGAAGAUGAUUUUGUAACACUCGCUUGAUAUAAUACAGCUAUUUUUCAUGG